Molecule: messenger RNA, 885 nt
Organism: Rhopalosiphum padi (bird cherry-oat aphid)
Lineage: Eukaryota; Metazoa; Arthropoda; Insecta; Hemiptera; Aphididae
Exons: 1
Coding region: 1-885 (294 amino acids)
Source: RefSeq, a predicted model, not a curated record
AUGAAUUCCAAGAUAUCAGUAAACAUCUUUUACGUCAGCGAUAGCUGUGUAGAAUCCUUAUUUAAAGGAGUGUAUGCUUUGAAGCUUAUAAAUGAUAAGAUUGAAGAAAUUAACUUUAAUGUGAGUAAGAGAAUCGAAGAACGGAACGACAUAGACAUGAUAAUAAAAAGUUUUGAUGCGAUAACAGUAUGUAUUAUAGAAAAGGAGAUCAUUUUGCGACUGACCAAUAAUAGCAUUAAAGUCAUUCCGAUGCGUAGAUCAAGAGGGUUAAAUUUUGAAAUGGUUAAAGAAGUGAUGGUUAGAUUGAGUCUGUUUGAUGGUGUUGACGCAACUUUGUACUCUGGAACGAGGUUAAUAGGAUCAGAAAGUGACAAUAUAGUAGGAGAAGUAUCACUGCCAAGUUUUGCUGUUGCUAUGACACGAGAGGAGAUUGAUCAAAGAUUUGAUGAAAGAAGAAGACGUCGUGAGGAAAGGGAUAGCGGCAAAUUCUCGACGCCUACCAGGUCGAGAGCUUCUAUCUCGUCUCCAUCCAGUAGUCAAGGUGGGAAAGCCGCUUCGGCGAAGGAUCAGAAGAGUAGCAUUGAUUCAUCAGUUACCAAGCGACAUGGAGGUGGAAAUUCGGAGGCAAUUUUAAGCAAGAUAUCAAGUACGACGAUUGAAUCAUCAAGUGACGAAUCUAACAAUGAAGAUGAAACCAAUAGCAAAGAAUUAGAAAUACAUCGGGAAUUAGUCAAAUAUGCAGAUAGUUGUAGUGAACUGGUUUACGUGAUCAAAAAUGAAGAUAUUUCUGAAUAUGGAGAGUUUGACUUUCCAUCCCUUGCUUUAGUAAACGGUUGUUAUAAGUUAAAGGAGGUAGUAACAAAAUUAAUGGGUACUGUACUGUAA